This is a messenger RNA of Cuscuta europaea, 2646 nucleotides long. Lineage: Eukaryota; Viridiplantae; Streptophyta; Magnoliopsida; Solanales; Convolvulaceae. The record is from the annotation of a GenBank genome assembly.
UUGUAAGAACCAAAGGUUCUGUUCCAACUCAUUUUCAGAUUUCCGGUUCAAAAAUCCCAAACCUCCAUCGCGUAUAGGCGUUACAAGCUUGCAGCGUAGGUGUAGGCCGAAGAAGAGACAACCUAAACUCCUCACUGUGUCAACACUCGCACCAGUGUGAGCGAAGAAGUUGAAGAUGAGGAAGCGCGAUCUAGCUAUUCUAAUGCUCUCUGCUUUCUCCAUCUUCUUCUCUCUUCAGCAUGAAGGUGAUUUUUCAUUCAGAGAGGCGUGGUUUCAUCUCUCCGACGAAUAUCCUAUCAAAUAUGAGGCGGAUCGUCUUCCUCUGCCUAUUGUGUCUGAUCUCAAUGGAGAUGGCAGAAAAGAGGUCCUCAUUGCUACACACGAUGCUAAAAUCCAGGUCUUAGAACCGCAUGCUAGGAGAGUGGAUGAAGGGUUUAGUGAAGCACGUGUGCUUGCGGAGGUGUCCCUUUUGCCUGAUAAAGUUCGUAUUACAUCAGGAAGACGUGCUGUGGCAAUGGCCACUGGCGUUAUAGAUAGGAAUUACAACCCCAGGGAACCUCGGAAAGAGGUUUUGGUUGUUGUUACAUCGGGUUGGUCUGUAAUGUGUUUUGAUCACAACCUCAAAAAGCUAUGGGAGGUGAACCUUCAGGAGGAUUUUCCACAUAACGCUCAUCAUAGAGAAAUUGGAAUCUCAAUUAGUAAUUAUACCAUUAGGCAUGGAGAUUCUGGAUUGGUGAUUAUAGGUGGAAGAAUGGAAAUUCAGCCUCAUAUGCAUAUGGAUCCAUUUGAAGAAAUUGAAAUAGCAGAGAAAACUGCAGAGCAACACCGCAGGAGUGCCACAGAGGGUGAAGCUUCUGAAAGUUCUGGGACAGUUGAUUUGCGUCAUUUUGUAUUUUAUGCAUUUGCUGGUCGAACUGGGGAAAUUCGAUGGAGCAGAAAGUCAGAGAGUGUCCAAGCGCAGUCAUCUGAGGAAUCUCUUAUAAUUCCACAGCACAACUACAAGUUGGAUGCUCAUGCUUUAAACACUCGUCAUCCUGGAGAGUUUGAAUGUAGGGAAUUCAGAGAAUCCAUUCUUGGAGUAAUGCCACAUCGCUGGGAUCGUCGAGAAGACACUUUAUUAAAGUUGGCACACUUCCAGAAGCACAAAAGGAAAAUAUUGAAGAAAAUGCCUGGCAAGAGCACCAACAGUAAUCCUCUUCACAAGCCUUCAGAAAACCACCCCCCUGGUAAGGACACCACUAAAAGGAUCUCAAAUAUGAUUGGGAAGGCUGUGAACUAUGCAAAGUCUUCAAAAAUCAAGAAGCCCUUAACUUACAUACCCACAAUCACAAACUAUACUCAACUAUGGUGGGUACCUAAUGUCGUUGUUGCUCAUGAAAAGGAAGGGAUAGAAGCUAUUCAUCUGGCAUCUGGUCGCACUGUUUGUAAGCUUCACCUUCAAGAAGGUGGUCUGCAUGCUGAUAUAAAUGGAGAUGGGGUUUUAGAUCAUAUCCAGGCUGUGGGAGGGAAUGGAGCUGAACAGACAACUAUCAGUGGAUCCAUGGAGGUUCUGCGCCCCUGUUGGGCUGUUGCAACAUCUGGUGUGCCGGUGCGAGAACAACUUUUUAAUGCUUCUAUUUGUCGUCACUCUCCUUUUAACUUAUUCCAGCAUGCGGAAUUCACCAGAAGUAUAGGUCAACAUUUUGAUGCAAGUUUCUUGGAGGUUGCAACACCUAUUCUUAUUCAGAGGAAUGAUGGUCAUCAGCAUCGUAAGGGAAGCCACGGGGAUGUGAUCUUUCUAACAAAUCGUGGCGAGGUGACUUGUUAUUCACCUGGCUUGCACGGACAUGAUGCAGUCUGGAAUUGGCAGCUAUUGACUGGUGCAACAUGGUCAAACCUUCCAUCUCCAUUGGGGAUGAUGGAAGGUGGCAUGGUGGUCCCUACUCUGAAGGCAUUCUCAUUACGUGUGCAUGGCGAUAAUCAACCACUGAUCCUUGCAGCAGGAGAUCAAGAAGCCAUAGUCAUAUCUCCUGGAGGAAGUAUACUAACAACCAUUGAACUCCCCGCUCCUCCCACCCAUGCAUUGGUCACUGAAGACUUCUCCAAUGAUGGGCUAACUGAUCUCAUCAUUGUUACAUCUAAUGGUGUUUAUGGGUUUGUUCAAACCAGACAACCUGGUGCACUUUUCUUUAGCACAUUGGUUGGUUGCCUUAUCAUUGUCAUGGGAGUGCUAUUUGUCUCUCAGCAUCUAAAUUCAAUGAAGGGAAAGCCUCGAGUUUUAUCUGGUCAAUUCUAGCAAAAACUCAUGAUUGUGCAUGCAAGCAAAUGUUUAUUUCUCAUGGCCGCAGGAAAAAGUUGUGGAAAAGAUAAUUCUGUAAAGCCGCUAGCUGACAGGGCAAACCAUAUCAAACCCGGGAGGAUCGAUGAAAGUGAGUUUAGUGCUACUUGUAGGCAGGCACUGUGCUGAACCCCUGACAAUAACGUAUACAUAUACUAUCAGUAUACAUUGAAUUUUGUGCAAUUCGACAUGAAAUGAGAUUAUUUGUGAGGCAAAACUGCAUUGUUGCACUUGGCUUAAAAGUAGAAAUCUGGAUUGGGGGAUUCACACUUGGGGAUCAAUUCGAACUACUGAGAUGACUAAUUUUCCUAAUGCAUAACCAAUGUUCU